Molecule: messenger RNA, 7684 nt
Organism: Drosophila arizonae
Lineage: Eukaryota; Metazoa; Arthropoda; Insecta; Diptera; Drosophilidae
Gene: Wdr62
Product: WD repeat domain 62
Biological process (GO): centriole replication
Cellular component (GO): mitotic spindle
Molecular function (GO): protein binding
Source: RefSeq, a predicted model, not a curated record
UGUGUUCCACUUAUAUUAAUAAAUAAAUUGUAAUUAAGUACAACUUAAAUAUACGCCCAAGUUUUAGUCAGUGUUAUGCAUUAUCAGACAAAAUGUUCGCCCCACGAAACUCGUCGCCAGUUGCCGCCUAUGGCAAGGAGGAGAUAGCUGCCUAUGAGGUAAAUUUGGCCAUAGCUGUUUCUAAAUUUCUAAAACUUUAUUCCAUGUGGUCAACAGCAGCAACAACAAAAAACAAAGUUGGUAAUGAGUUUUUGUGGUUUGGUUCCGUUUGUCUAUCGAACCAGUCCAUGUAUCCAUGUGUGUUUGUGUAUCUGUGUGUGUGUGUGUGUGUGGGCCAGCCAACUUUUUUAAAAAAGGNUAUAUAUAUAUGGGUUCUCAUAUAUGUUUUGCUCUUUCUCUUCCGCCCCCUGCACAGCUGCACUGUGGUCCUGUUCAAUGCCAAGCGUCACACACAGGCCUAUCUGGUCAAUACCUCCCGCAAAGCAUUCACAUCCGUUGCCUUCUCGCGCUGCGGCCGCUAUGUGGCCACCGGCGAGUGCGGCAUCAAUCCUGCCAUCAAAGUUUGGGAACUAGAGACGCCCAAUGGCAAUCUGGAGCAGUGCAGCGGCGGCACAGUCAUAGCCGAGUUCGUAGAUCACAAAUAUGCCGUGACCUGUGUGGCAUUCUCGCCCACGGGCAAGUACCUGGUGUCGGUGGGCUCGCAGCACGACAUGAUUGUCAACGUGUUCGACUGGCGCGCCAAUCUGAAAAUGGCUUCCAACAAGAUUAGCUCCAAGGUGGCAGCCGUGUGUUUUGCCGAAGAUGGCAGCUACUUUGUCACCGUGGGCAAUCGACAUGUCAAAUACUGGUAUUUAGAAGGUGGACGCAAGUACAAAGAUCCCAUCCCCCUGAUGGGUCGCAGCGCCAUUCUGGGCGAUCUGCGGGACAAUGAUUUCUGUGCCGUCGCCUGCGGCAAGGGCAUCUGCUCGGAGAGCACCUAUGCCAUCACACGGCAGGGGCACCUGGUGGAGUUCAGCUCGAGGCGGCUGCUCGACAAGUGGGUGCAGUGCCGCACCAGCAAUGCCAACUGCAUUUGCGUCAACGAACGCUUUAUACUCGUUGGCUGUGCCGAGUCCAUCAUACGCAUCUUCAAUGCUUCCACGCUGGAGUACGUGACGACGCUGCCCAGGACUCACUACCUGGGCGUAGACGUUGCCCAGGGCAUACAGAUCAAUCAUAUUAUGUCUGUGCCCCAGCAAGCCAAGUUCCCAGAUUGUAUUGCCAUGGUCUUUGACGAGCAGCGCUCCAAGGUCAGCUGCGUCUACAACGAUCACUCGCUCUACAUUUGGGAUCUGCGCGACAUAUCGCGAGUGGGCAAGUCCCACUCGUUCCUCUACCACUCCACGUGCAUUUGGGGCGUGGAGACAGUGCCAUAUAAUGUGGAGCGUGAAUCUUCGCAAACAUUGCCAGAGGAUUGCUUCGUGACAUGCUCGUCGGACGACACGAUUCGUGUGUGGGGCCUGGACAAUUGUGCCAACAAUGAGAUAUACCGCAAGAACAUCUAUUCCAAAGAGCUACUCAAGAUCAUCUACAGCGACGACGAGCUGCAGUACAUCAAGGACCAGGGCUCCUCGCUCUUCGACAAGACGGGCAGCUCCAGCUACGACGGCCGCAACGGCGUGCGCUGCAUUAAAAUUAGUCCAGAUCUGCAGCACUUGGCCAGCGGCGAUCGCUGCGGCAACAUACGCGUCUACAGCCUGCACAACCUGAAGCUCUUGACCACCAUCGAGGCGCACGAGUCGGAGGUGCUCUGCCUGGAGUACUCCAACGAAAAGAUCGAGCGCAAGCUGCUGGCCAGUGCCAGUCGUGAUCGCUUGAUACACGUCUUCGAUGUGUCGCAGAACUAUUUGCUGCUGCAGACCCUGGACGAUCACAGCUCGUCGAUCACUUCCAUCAAAUUCGUCGGCGCUGGCCUCAACUUCCAAAUGAUCAGCUGCGGCGCCGACAAGUCCAUAAUGUUCCGAACUUUUCAGGGCAACAUCUUCAUGCGCGGCACGAAUACCUCUGGCAAGACAACGCUGUAUGACAUGGAGGUGGACUCAAAUGCCAAACACAUUCUGACCGCUUGCCAGGAUCGCAACGUGCGCGUCUAUGGCACGCAGAACGCCAAGCAGACGAAGACCUUCAAGGGCUCCCACUCGGACGAGGGCAGCCUGAUCAAGCUCAGCCUCGACCCCAGCGGCAUUUACGUGGCCACCUCCUGCACGGACAAGACGCUCGCCGUCUAUGACUACUACUCCAGCGAGUGCAUGGCGCGCAUGUACGGCCACAGCGAGCUGGUGACGGGGCUGAAGUUCACCAACGACUGUCGCCAUCUGAUUUCGGCCAGCGGCGAUGGCUGCAUCUUCAUCUGGCAGGUGCCGCACGACAUGAUCGUCACGAUGCAGGCGCGCAUGUCCCAGCAGCGUUUGCGCUCGGGCAUUGCGCCGCUGCAGCGCCCAUUGGCGCCCAUCUCGCCGCCUGAUGCCAUCGUGGUGGAGUCGCCCAUCAGUGAACUGGAGCAUCAACAACAGGCGCCCAAGUUUGUUGUGGCUGAGGAGCAGCCAGCCAAUCGCCAUGCCUAUCGACUGUCCGACGUGGGCCAGCUGCCGCAGUGGGCUAUGCGCAAGGCGGCCGACUCGGAUAGCGGCGCUCUCUCCAUACCCACGCCCAUCAAUACCGCCUUGUCCUCUGCGACCAUGCACGCCGCCUCGUCCAUGGGCAACCUGAGCUCCUCGCCCAGUCAACAGCUGGGCGUGGCGGCGCCUCGUGCCCGUGGACGCUGGGCGCAGCGCAGCAGCCAAGCCCUGGAGACAGAGGACAUGCGCUCCAACUCAGAGAGUCCGCUGGGCACAGUGUCUUCCGUUGGCGGUCACAACAUACCAACCUCCGAUUACAACAGCGCCUCCUCCAAGGACAUCAUGUACAAUCAGACGUACUUAAGCGAGGACUCGUCCAUUGACUCGGGCAUGGAGACGCGGCGAGAGCUGAAGUUCAUUGGCAGCAACAACAAUGGCACAAUCCCCAACAUCUCAGCACUUACCUCCAGCACAAAUACUCCGGCUGCCGGCAUCGUUGCUCAGCAGCGGCUGCAGCUGGACAAGCGCAAGCCCGGCAUGCGCUUCGAUACGCACAGUCACGAUCACGAUGGCGACAUUGAGGACAUAUCGGACGGCGAACGCACCAGCUCGGAUCACGGCAUGUUCUACAACAACAUGGCACCCAGCACGCCAACUGACUUCAAGGUGACUGCCAUGAACGAGGAGGAGCUGCGCAAAUCGGUGCGACGACAGAAGUUCGAGAAAUCUGGCCUACAAUUAGCCAACGCCAGCGGCAAUGGCAGCACCCAUACGGCGAGCACCGGCACAGGCACUGGCACAUCGGAUACGGAGGAUGAGGGCUCGACGCCCAGUGCGGAGAAUGCGGAGCGCUCGUUGGCCUCGACGUUGGGCGGCAGCUCAGAGAAUUUGCCACAGAGCAGCAAUAGCUUUUUGCAUGCGGCACUGCCCGAGGGUCCUGGACUGCUGCUGGAGCGCGGCACAAGCAGUCGUCGCAGCAUCAGCGCCAAGCAUAACAAUGAGAAUGGAAAGGUCUCGGCGCCGCCUACCAUUACGAAGUCAUACACGAGCACCAAGAAGGAGGAAUUGCUGCAGGUCAUCAACAAGGUCAAACAGCAGCUGGAGAAUGUCGGCCAUAGACCACUGCGUGGCAGCCAUAGCAUAUCGGAUCUAAGUCUAGCUGCGAACUUCGAUGGAUCGCGCAGCACGGGACCCUCGCGCUAUACGAAGCCAGUUGAUUCCCCCGAUAAUUCACAGUAUAUUAGAUCAAAUGCGGCAACUGCUGCGCAACAGCAGCAGCAGCAGCAACAACAACAGCAGCAGCAGCAGAAGCCACCUCAACAACAAUAUCCUCAGCCAUACGGCUGCCCUGUGCCGCAGUUCUUUAAUAGCGCCGCGUCCAAGUCGAAGCUGCAGCAAAACUUUCAGACCAUGCGCCAGGUGCAGCAGCACUAUCCGCCCUAUCCGCAUCAUGUGGGCGUUCACCAGAUCCAUCCGCCGCCGGGCGUGCCCUUUAGCCAUGGCCCAGGCUCGUAUGUAACGUCGAGGCAAACCACGGCGCAGACCACGCCUCGUCCGAGUGCUGCCAAGCGUAAUCCGGCGGGCAACAAUCGUCGCACGCCGAGCAUUCUCAAGCACUACAAGUCGUGUCCCGUUUCGCCUGUGCACGAGGAGGUGGAAUGGUCGAUGGAAGCGGAGCGAGCGGCCCCGGUGGAGCCCAAGCGGCACUCGGUCUAUGCCGAUGAUGCGCGCACAAUUCUGGACAUGAUUCAUGCGGACACCGAGAAGAUGAUCGAUGAGAUAACGCGCAAAUACGGCGAUCUUGAUGAGCCCGCCAGAUACCCCGCACUGCCCGCCUCCUGCUCCAUGCCGGCCAAUCUGCGCGCCCUGGACAGCGCCAGCGCCAGAUCGACGCCAACGGCGACGCCGCCACGCGCUCAGUACUAUGUCUACCGUGAGAUCUAUCAGUGCGAGCGCAAGGUCUCGCUCUCGGACAUACUGAAGCCGGAGCAGUUCGCCGAAACCCAGCAGCGGCUCGAGGAGGCGCGCUUUCUGGAGACGCAGCGCCACUCGAGUGCCAGCUUCUUCCUGAGCAGCUCGGGCCAGCUGCCGCAUGAGCUCAGCCAGGAGUCGCUGCUCUCCGAUGGCGGCAGCUACUGCAACAGUCUCGAGAGCGUGCUCUCCGACGAGAGCGACUGCAAGAGCGCACCGCUCGAUCCGCCCUCGCUCGACCCGCACCGCCCGCUGCAGGCGAUGCAGUGCCAUGCGGGCAUACGGAACUUCAUUUUGCACGGACCCGUGUCCAAGUCGUAUGGCAGCAGUCCGAAUGCCUACGGCAGCUUCGACUACUACAUGCGGCAGGAGACGGCGGCUGCAGCCUCGGCAGCCACCUAUGACAGCUUCGAUGUCACUGGCUACAACCUGAAGCCGCUCACUCCGCUGCCCAGCUCGAAAACCUAUCCACGUCUCGCCUCAGUGCCAGCAGCAGCAGCAGCAGCAGCAGCAGGAGCAGGAGGAGGAGCAGCCACUGUGGAGCACAUACCCACGCUGCGUUCGAAGAACAAGCAGUACACGUCGGGCGUGAACAAGAGUCUCAGCACAGACUUUGCCCAGCAGCGGCAGCAGCAGCAGCGCAACUCGAAUCCUCUGGCGCAGUCGCACGGGCAGUCGUAUGCUCCGGCUCAGGGCCAGUCGAGCAAUCCGCUGAUGUUUGUGCGCAAGCAGCUCAAGUCGUCGAAGCCACCCAUACCGGCCAAGCCGCACAAUCUGGUCUCCACGCUCACGUGCAAUGUGGAGAAGAGCCAGGCCGGCGUGGGCACCUCGAGAACGGCCACUGUGGUGCGACAGUUUGAGCACAAUUUGCUCAAGUUCGAGCGGGAGAAGCAGCGAACUCAGCAACGCACUCAGCCCCGACCCACGGCGUCGGCCAUGAGGUGCUCGGUGAGCAGCGGCGCCUUGGCGACGCACAGCUGCCUGAAGAAGGUGUCGCGCUUCGACACCAGUGAGAGCAGUCGCCGGGCCACGAGCGUGCGCCAGAAGUCACGGCCGAAGAUCAGUGUGCGCUUCAAUACUGUUUCGCAAAUCAAGUAUACGCCCAGUGCGAAGAGGGAGCAAGCCAAUCUGAAUGACAUCAAUAGCAACGCAGUUGAGUCGGAAGCGGAGACGGAAAUGGAGCUGGAAGCGGAGGAGGAGGCGGAGGCGCCUCUGGUGGGCAGUCUGCCCAGCGAUUAUGGUGGGGAGCGCAGCUUUGAAAUGUACUUUGCCGAGAAUGGAAAUGCGCCCGAGAACAUGGAGAAUAUGCAGAGCCUGAAGCUGUAUAAGAAGCCCGAGCUGCAGGCUGUGGUCGACGAAAUCCAGCAGGAGCGGGUCAAGCAGAAAAAGAAUAGAGAUAAUGUGGAGCGCUCGGGUGGCGGUGGUGGAGCCAACUCCACCAGCAAUCAGUGCCAGGACAUAGCCAAGAAAAUAGACAUUAUAGAGAAGCUGAUAGCCAUGGAGGAGCGCAAGAUUGAGCAGAUCAGAAAGGCCACCGAGACACGCUUGCGUCCCUUUGCCUGCAACUCGAAGGAAAAGGGCUACGUGAAGAGUUUGACCAUGAAUUUCGAUAUGCUGGCGCGUGCCCAGGACCAGCAGUCACAAUUGGCCGCCGAUCAGAUGGCCUCGAGUGAUGCGGAUCUCUGUGCGUAUGCGCGUCACAUACGCCGGAAUUGCAGCUUGCCGGAUGUGUUGGAGAGCUCCGACUUUGGCUACCAUCGCACGCACGGCAACGACAACGGCAAUGCCGAUCGCGAUGGCGAUAGCAAUGACGUGGAGCUGGCCAAGGAGGUGAUUGCCGACGAUGAUGACGAUGAUGAUGGCAUUGAGUUCAUGCAUCGCGAUGCGGAUGGCGAUCAAGUGAAUGCCAAGAGCGAUGCUCAUCAGGGGCUGAUCAUCGAUCGUCUACAAGGUAACCCCAAAUUGCUCAAUCCCAUACCCAUUGAGGAGUCGUCCAUUCGUCGCGCCUGCUCGCUGAGUGAUCUGCAUAUGGGAAACUUUGGCAAGCCCAGCAAGUCCAACGGCACGCCCCAGAAGCCAGUGGCCCAGCAUCGCAACGGCAACGUGACUCGUUCGGCCAGCAAGCGGAACAGUCUGCAGGGCAAAUCGGCCCUCGGCGCGUCCAGCAACUCCAUGAAUGUACUUAAUCAAGUCAGCGACUCGGAGCCGGAAGACAUCAAUCGAUUGCGGAGUGCGGGCAGCGGACAAGGACGCAGCAGUGGAGCCAUUGCUACCUCACGACAGUACAGCAACAAAAACCCCAACGCCAACAGCAAUCGACGCAAGGCUCCAAGUUUUAACAGUGGCACAAACAUGCAGGACGACUCCAGCUCGGAAGAGACUCCCAACAUCGCUGCAGGCAAUAAGCCAGUGGUGCCGCCCAGGCCCCGUAACUUGGGCUUCGAUCACAAGAGCAAAGUGAACAACAACGCGACCAAUGCGGCCACGCUCAAGCAACGAGCGGGAGGACUCGGGGAUGACUACGAAACUGCUGACUCCGAGGCCCUGGUGCACAUUGUGAUCAACAAGUUGUAUACGACGACGCAGUCGGCAAUGGAGCUGCAUGCGAAUCUGAAGAACUCGUUGUUACUGAAGGAAUUGGAAAAUGCUGUGAUUAUGUCCCGGAAUAUGCUUGACAGUAUAACUCACAAUCGACAAAACGAGAAAUCGUCCUCGGGCCAAGGCUAUAAUGUUAGCAGCGGGCCGGCUGGAGGCGACAUUGGAGAUGUUAACAAUCGUGAACAGAUAUCAGGAACAGGCAAUCUGGAGAAUGGCGAAUAUCUUAUGAUGGUCAACAACUGUGCCGAUCUAUUGAGCAAUUUACGCACUAAGCACAAACCCGACGACUGUGAGAAUAAAUCCUAGUGUGUAGCGUUUAUAUUAGGCUAAUAACAACAAAUAACAAAAGCAAACAAACUAAAUGGAUUAAAACAGAACUAAUAAUUAUUAAAUUUAAACACUUCAAAAACAACACUAAAACUGGCGAAUGGCAAACGACAAACUAAAAUACCAACUUAUUUGUAAUUGAUAUCUAUAUGCUAUAUUAUAUAUAAAUACGUAUUAAUAGCUAUUGUAAA